CCCGCCACCACAAAAUCCCAAGCGACCAUGAUCAUCGCGAACAACAGCGAGCCCGACACUGAGCUCAAGGGCGCACCCGCACUGCCCCCUAAGGAUCGUUCGCGACCACCGCCAAUUUCCCAACUUGACCAAUUGCCACCGCCACCCCCGUAUUCGCCUGCUGCUGGUCCCAGUACAGCUGCGCCACCCCCGCCGCGAUCUGUGCCCGUGCCGCGCUCGCCCAGCAGCACCAUCUUCCGGCCACAAAAUGCGCAAACGGUGAACUACUUCGAGGUGUUCUCGAAGCAUAUUCCCAUUGAAGGAACGUAUCUCAUUGACCCCACACUUCCGUCGGUCGGACCGGUGCCGAGUACACUACGCAAACAGCGCAGGAAGCGCAAUCGGGCCUGGGGCAAGGACGGGCGCGGCACCUCCGACAUCAACGCCUCUUUCCGCACGCGCCACGGUGCUAUCAGCCUCGACCUCGCCGUCGUCGCAGAGUCCCCCGCCAUCCCACCGCCGGGCACGCCCAAAGUGCCCGCCACAGUCGUCGUGUCCACCCGGCACGGCCGCAUUAAUCUGAACUUAUUCGAAGCCCAGCCCGGGCGGAGCGUCGACCUCCAGGUCGAGUCGCGGCACGGCAAGAUCACGCUCCUCCUCCCGCCGACGUACGACGGCCCGCUGAUGUUCGAGACGCGCAACGCGGGCGCGGUCUCGUUCCUGCCCGCCUUCGCCGCGCGCACGCGCACGCUGCGCGCGGGCGACCGCGAGACGCUCGUCGUGUGCACCGCGCCCGAGGAGCCGGGCAGGCCGAAGCCUGCCCCGCCGAUGUCGCCGUCGCAGCCGGGCCCGGACGACGGGGACAGGGUGUUCGUGCGCACGCGCCAUGGGCGGAUUACGGUCGGGAUCAGCGGGCUCGACCGGGUGGAGGAGACGCAGAUCGCGGGGGGCCUGUUCAAGCGGUUGGGCGAGCUGUUGGAGGUUGGGGGGAGGGCGCUCGGGCAGUAUGUCGAGGCGCAUGCGGCGGUGCUGGAGCGGAAGUUGUCGGAGAAGAGCGUGCAGAUUGGGAAGGCGCUUGACGCGAAGUUCCCGGACAGCAAGUCUCCGGCGUCGCCGACAGGGCGUCCAUGAGGAGCGGAAGUCCUGGACCUUGGUCGUGCGAGGAGCUGUCUAGUAUAUGCUGUCUGUGUGCUCGAGUUGAUACCCAGGCUAUCCCGUGGUAUGUUGUACGAUAUGUUAUGUUCCGUGGUAUUCGUGCUACUGAAUCCCAGGGAAGGACUCGUACACCUCAGUGAUGUCUGUUACUCUAGUGUCAUUGUUUAACGAACAAUUUUGGAAACCCAGUC
This is a messenger RNA of Trametes versicolor FP-101664 SS1, 1325 nucleotides long. RefSeq lists its product as uncharacterized. The coding region runs from base 28 to 1110 and encodes 360 amino acids. Lineage: Eukaryota; Fungi; Basidiomycota; Agaricomycetes; Polyporales; Polyporaceae. The transcript is spliced from 4 exons. The record is from RefSeq and is a predicted model, not a curated record.